AUGAUCGUCGAUUGUGAAAGGGAUAAAAUUGAAGUAACAGCUCAUGAACUAUUGAAAGAGAGGUUUGGUGAAAUUAUAUUAAGAUUUGGUGAAUCCUGUGGAGGAUUAUUUGUCGAGCAACAAUUCUUAAAGUUCAUUGAAAGUAAAGUUGGAGCUGGCGCAGUUGAAUCACUUAAAUGUGCACACUAUAGUCAAUAUCAAUAUAUGAUUCAAAGAUUUUAUGACCGCAUUCAAAUUCCUUUUACUGGAGAAGAUACAUCAUUCUCUUAUGAAUUUGAUUUAGAAAAUACUUGUCCUAUUAUAAGAGAUUAUGUUUCAGUUAAACAUGAAAUGGAGCGUGACGAAUGGGUGAUUGAAUUAGAUUACAAAACCGAGAAUUUAGCGAGUCAAGAUAUUUGCAGUCAAGAAUUAGAGAUCACUUUAAAAAUAUCGUUAAGUAUAUCUCGGUUCCACCUCAACCGACUUGUGCAGUUGUCCGUGGAGCAACCGAAUAUGGAUUAA
Molecule: messenger RNA, 501 nt
Organism: Acaulospora colombiana
Lineage: Eukaryota; Fungi; Glomeromycota; Glomeromycetes; Diversisporales; Acaulosporaceae
Source: the annotation of a GenBank genome assembly